Psammomys obesus (fat sand rat) is the source of this 1621-nucleotide messenger RNA. Its product is annotated as tubulin gamma-2 chain. Gene Ontology annotation, cellular component: spindle; centrosome; gamma-tubulin complex. Gene Ontology annotation, biological process: mitotic sister chromatid segregation; mitotic spindle organization; microtubule nucleation. NCBI's taxonomy places the organism in Eukaryota, Metazoa, Chordata, Mammalia, Rodentia, Muridae. Gene Ontology annotation, molecular function: structural constituent of cytoskeleton; GTP binding. The transcript is spliced from 11 exons. The record is from RefSeq and is a predicted model, not a curated record. Bases 76 to 1431 code for a protein of 451 amino acids.
GGCUCCCAGGCUUUCCUCUCAGCCUUGACUCCCGCCGAGCCGAGCCGGGGCCGGUGAACUCACAUCUGACCGGCGAUGCCCCGGGAGAUCAUCACCCUGCAGCUGGGCCAGUGCGGCAACCAGAUUGGGUUCGAGUUCUGGAAACAGCUGUGUGCCGAGCAUGGCAUCAGCCCCGAGGGCAUCGUGGAGGAGUUCGCCACCGAGGGCACUGACCGAAAGGACGUCUUUUUCUACCAGGCAGAUGAUGAGCAUUACAUCCCCCGGGCUGUGCUGCUGGACCUGGAGCCCCGGGUGAUCCAUUCCAUCCUCAACUCCUCCUAUGCCAAGCUCUACAACCCAGAGAACAUCUACCUGUCUGAGCACGGAGGAGGGGCUGGCAACAACUGGGCCAGGGGAUUCUCACAGGGCGAGAAAAUUCAUGAGGACAUCUUUGACAUCAUAGACCGAGAAGCAGACGGAAGUGACAGUCUCGAGGGAUUUGUGCUGUGUCACUCCAUUGCUGGGGGGACAGGUUCUGGCCUGGGCUCCUACCUCUUAGAGCGACUGAAUGACAGGUACCCCAAGAAACUGGUGCAGACAUACUCUGUGUUUCCCAACCAGGAUGAGAUGAGCGACGUGGUGGUCCAGCCCUACAACUCCCUCCUCACGCUUAAGAGGCUGACCCAGAAUGCGGACUGUGUGGUGGUGCUGGACAACACGGCCCUGAACCGGAUCGCCACAGACCGCCUGCACAUCCAGAACCCAUCCUUCUCCCAGAUCAACCAGCUGGUGUCCACCAUCAUGUCAGCCAGCACCACCACCCUGCGCUACCCCGGCUACAUGAACAAUGACCUCAUCGGCCUCAUCGCCUCGCUCAUCCCCACCCCUCGGCUCCACUUCCUUAUGACGGGCUAUACCCCCCUCACCACGGACCAGUCAGUGGCCAGUGUGAGGAAGACAACAGUCCUAGAUGUGAUGAGGCGACUGCUGCAGCCCAAGAACGUGAUGGUGUCCACAGGCCGGGACCGCCAGACCAACCACUGCUACAUUGCCAUCCUCAACAUCAUCCAGGGAGAGGUGGACCCCACCCAGGUCCACAAGAGCCUGCAGAGGAUCCGGGAAAGGAAGUUGGCCAACUUCAUCCCCUGGGGCCCAGCCAGCAUCCAGGUGGCCCUGUCCAGGAAGUCUCCCUACCUGCCCUCAGCCCACCGGGUGAGCGGGCUCAUGAUGGCCAACCACACCAGUAUCUCCUCGCUUUUUGAAAGUUCCUGCCAGCAGUAUGACAAGCUGUGGAAGCGGGGGGCCUUCCUUGAGCAGUUCCGAAAGGAGGACAUCUUCAAGGACAACUUUGAGGAGAUGGACAGGUCCAGGGAGGUGGUGCAGGAGCUGAUUGAUGAGUACCAUGCGGCCACGCGGCCAGACUACAUCUCCUGGGGCACUCAGGAGCAGUGAUUACAUCCUCUGCUGCACUCUGGACAAGAAGCACAACCCUCGCCACGCCUGGAUCCUCUGACACAACUUCAUCUCACCUCUCUAGGUUCCUGUCCAGUGUAGGACCUGCUUCUGUCAAUUCCUUUUCAUUCCUGGCUCUUUAUAUGCUUGCUUAGUUCUAGUGAGAUAAUAAAACUUGAUGACAAAUAUA